AAAACGCUUCUCUUUCAUAUUGGUCGUGCACCAAAAGGCCAAAUAACUGAGUGGCUUAUGCACGAGUACUGCAUGAAAGGAGGAGUAUUUAUGGUACACUAUUCUGAGGAAGAUGCUUUGGUUGUUUGCCGGCUUAGGAGGAACAGAGAGUUUCGUACUUGUACAAGUCAGAAGGCACCACCAGAGCCAAAUUUAGCAGCCGAUAAGCACAUGAUCUUGCAAAAUGGUGCCGCUAGUUCAGGGAGCCCGUUUGAUUGGGACAGACAUGUUGAUUUUUACCUUGCAGGUGAAUCAGGGGACAACCAUCUCACUGAAACACCAGAAAAUCUACAGGUGGAAACUGGAGAGGAUUUCUAUGGAGAUAUCCUUAGGGACGAUAUCAUCAAUCUUGAUGAAGUGGUGAUGACAGGGAAGACACCAAACGAAGUGCCAACACUUGAAUCAGCAUCAAUGGCGAUAAGGAUACUUCCUUUACCAAACAUGAUAGACAGACAGAUGGCUUCAUUUUUAGAGGAAAGACCAUCACAGGAAAAGAAAGGGAAAGGGAUCAGUGGCACGGAACCACUGUCGAGCUGCUUCAUGGGUGUAUACUCGAUCAAAUGGGUCAACCGAGCAAGAUGGGACGUUAUUAUAGGUGUAGUUGGUCUCAUUGUAAUGCUGUUUUAUCAAGAGUAA
This is a messenger RNA of Brassica oleracea var. oleracea, 675 nucleotides long. Its product is annotated as NAC domain-containing protein 89. Gene Ontology annotation, biological process: regulation of DNA-templated transcription. Gene Ontology annotation, molecular function: DNA binding. The record is from RefSeq and is a predicted model, not a curated record. NCBI's taxonomy places the organism in Eukaryota, Viridiplantae, Streptophyta, Magnoliopsida, Brassicales, Brassicaceae.